UAUACAAUGACUUCAUAGUUUAUGCCAAAUUCGAAGACAAAUCUUUGAGUAGGCGUAUAACGGAUGUCAUUAUAGAUGUUAUUGUGACAGCUGUAUGGAGCCCAGCUUUUCUUUUGCCUUUGUUAUAUUUUUUCAUCAAAGUUUGAAAGCGCAGAUAUGUUGAAAUGUGUGCAAAUUAAUAAUCGCUUUUGCAACCAUAAGAUUGAUGUUUGACAGGUGCGCAAAUUGCGCGCGCAACUUUGGCUGAUCAAAAUACGCAUGCGUCUUACCCAACCAAAUACAGUAUUGGAUGUCUAAGCUUUGAACAGAGAGUUAUAUUGAUAUAUACAUGUGGCCUUGAGAAGUUGUGGGUAAAUUAAUAAUUUGGCCUUUAGGCUACUUUUAUAAAUGCUUGAAUAAUUCAUGGAGUGUUUGCUUGAGUGGUAUCCAGAGCAAUGAACUGGCCUCUAUAUGUCACCCCUGCACACAUUGUUCGACUUUAUGACCGUUUCGAAGCAUUGGACAAGGAGAAGACAGGUCAUCUCCGCCCACAGGAUUUUGGAGCCAUUAAUAGGUUGGCGAUGAACCCCAUUGGGGAUCGGAUCAUUGGGGCUUUCUUCUCUCCAGGACAGGAAACGGUGGACUUCCACUCCUUUGUGAGGAUCCUGGCCCACUUCCGGCCUGCGGACAAAAAACAUCCCAAAGAUCCCAGUAUGCCUGAACCUGUCAACAGUAGGACCAGUAAACUCAAGUUUGCUUUCCAACUGUAUGACCAGGACAAGGAUGGCAAAAUCUCCAGAGCAGAGCUUCUACAGGUGCUGCGGUCCAUGCUGGAGAUGCAGGUGACGGAGGAGCAGCUCGAGAGCAUCGCCGACCGCACCAUCCAGGAGGCUGACCUGGACAAGGACGAUGCCAUCUCUUUUGAGGAGUUCCGCAAGUCCCUGGAGAAGGUAAACAUCGACCACAAGAUGAGCAUUCGCUUCCUGCGCUAGCUAGAGUGGUUGCACUGGGUCAAGUGACCGUUCCCAGAGAUGUAGGCCACUUUGUGUCUACUCAUCCCUCCGUGGUAAAAACAAGGCUCCUGCAGGGAAAUAUGACGACAUUACUGAUUCUUUUAACUGGAUGAUUAACACUAAAUACCUUAAAUAACUGACAAAUAUGCUGUGACUUCAUAUGUUUACUGUAUACUGGCAUAUGGGGAUCAUGUUCCAACGUAUAACUGCAUAGGACUAAUGUAUAAUUACGUAGUAACUGCUUUUAUAUAAUACAGUCAAAUGUAAUUUAAUAUUUUUUUUGUAGUUGUUGCAGAACCUACAUUUUCAAUUGGGUUCGUUUUUACAAGGGCAAACAUAAGCUUUUAUGAAGGGAAGCCGAUACUUGAAGUUCACUUUUCCUUGUAAGUAAGAAUUGACUGCAAUAAGUCUCUAGAUGUAGCAGCCGUUGUCUAAUUACACAGAACAUGUGAACUAUGAAAGGGAUACAAUAUUUCUACAAAUAAAUAUUUGUGUAAAUGAUAUCAUUCAUUUAUUGAGUUGCUCAUGGGGAGAAAAGCCCAUGAAAGCUCAAGCUUGGCUAUAAUUGUGAUUCAAUAGAUUUGAUUUAGAGAGAAUAACAGUACAACAAAUCGAAUGUCUACAUUUUGAGCCAGAGUAAAGAAAGGGUCUGUUUUGUGACUGACUGGAUAGCAUUGAACUAAUGUGUGCCAAAUGUAUUUCUCAAAUCUAUGCUUUUUUGUUGUUGUCAGAAACAUGGAAUCUUAAUUAAAUAACCCUGUUGGUA
Molecule: messenger RNA, 1758 nt
Organism: Oncorhynchus tshawytscha (Chinook salmon)
Lineage: Eukaryota; Metazoa; Chordata; Actinopteri; Salmoniformes; Salmonidae
Product: calcineurin B homologous protein 2
Exons: 7
Coding region: 435-971 (178 amino acids)
Molecular function (GO): calcium ion binding
Source: RefSeq, a predicted model, not a curated record